Messenger RNA from Malassezia japonica, 1059 nucleotides. It is a transcript of the gene DCD1, whose product is annotated as dCMP deaminase. The record is from RefSeq and is a predicted model, not a curated record. Lineage: Eukaryota; Fungi; Basidiomycota; Malasseziomycetes; Malasseziales; Malasseziaceae. Gene Ontology annotation, cellular component: cytoplasm. The transcript has 3 exons. Gene Ontology annotation, molecular function: zinc ion binding; hydrolase activity. The coding region runs from base 1 to 1059 and encodes 352 amino acids.
AUGCUGCUUGCGCUCGUAGGCCUGGUGUGCUCCGGCAAGUCGUCGGUGGCCGAGUACCUCGUAGAGCGGCAUGGGUUCACGCAGGUGACGCUUGGCUCUCGUGCGCCCCAGGGUGCGGGCCUUCAUUUCACGUCCGCCGACGUGAUGCUGCAGCACGUCACCGCACACUGGCAGACCAACUAUGUGACACUCGAUUUGGAUACCUCGGAGCUGAUCAGCAUGUUUGAGAAGCGCCCCUUUUUCCUGCUGGUGGGCAUCGAUGCACCGAUCAUGCAGCGGUGGGCGCGUGCCAAGGCGCGUGCGCUCGGCCCGGUGGACCUCGAAGCUUUUGUCGCGAACGACGACCGGAUUCUGUACGGAACGGGCGAGGGCCAAGAUACCACAUCGUCAGAAGACGACGAUCCCGACACCUCGCUCGCCUCGGACGUGUCGAACCUCUCGCUGCUGCAGCAGAAUGGCGUGCUGGUCUCGGCGUCGGUCCCGUCGAGCUCGUCUGCGCUCGCCGCGCUCCUCUCGCGCAGCCAGCUGCGGAUCACGAACACGUUUACCCAUAUUACGCAGCUGUACGAGCACCUCGACUCGCUCGCGCUCCCGUCGAUGCACAGGCUGCGCCCGACGUGGGACACCUACUUUGUGUCGCUGUGCUCGCUUGCCUCGCUGCGCUCCAACUGCAUGAAGCGCCGUGUGGGUGCGGUGAUCGUGCGCAAAAACCGCGUGCUCUCGACCGGCUACAAUGGCACGCCGCGUGGGCUGACCAACUGCAACGAAGGCGGCUGCGCGCGUUGCAACGAGAGCGCGCCGUGUGGCAGCAACCUGGACGAGUGCCUGUGCCUGCACGCCGAGGAAAACGCGUUGCUGGAACUGGGCCGCGACCGGGGCGGUGCCGAGGGAACGAUUAUUUACUGCAACACCUGUCCGUGCCUGCGGUGUGCCGUCAAGAUUGUACAGACGGGUGUGAUGGAGGUCGUGUACCAGCUCGAGUACAGCAUGGACGGACGCAGCGCGCAGAUCUUUGCCGAGGCGGGCGUCAAGUUCCGCAAGUACAAUCCGCCGUUUUAG